Gekko japonicus is the source of this 5419-nucleotide messenger RNA. It is a transcript of the gene BAZ1A, whose product is annotated as bromodomain adjacent to zinc finger domain 1A. NCBI's taxonomy places the organism in Eukaryota, Metazoa, Chordata, Lepidosauria, Squamata, Gekkonidae. Gene Ontology annotation, molecular function: protein binding. Gene Ontology annotation, biological process: chromatin remodeling. Bases 144 to 4835 code for a protein of 1563 amino acids. The record is from RefSeq and is a predicted model, not a curated record. The transcript has 27 exons.
AGUAGUAGAUCAAAAACUUCCGAGGAAGAGAAAGGGCCACGGGAACAACGGGUGAGGAGAAAAAAAAGAAGAGGGGCGCUUUAUUAAAUACAUCCCGGCAGAAGGGACGAUCGCGUUUCAAAUCAGCAAUCAGGACCCGGGCGAUGCCGCUGUUACACCGCAAGCCCUUCGUGAGGGAGAAACCCCCUGCUGACUUGCGACCCGACGAGCAGGUCUUCUACUGUAGAGUCACCAACGAGAUCUUCAGGGAUUACGAUGACUUUUUUGAACGAACCAUUCUGUGUAACAGCCUUGUGUGGAGUUGUGCUGUUACAGGCAAGCCUGGACUCACGUAUCAGGAAGCACUGGAAUCAGAAAAGAAAGCCAGACAAAAUCUUCAGAACUUUCCAGAGCCACUUAUCAUUCCAGUUCUGUACUUGGUUACUCUCACCCAUCGCUCACGACUUCAUGAAGUUUGUGAUGACAUCUUUGCUUAUAUCGAAGACCGUUAUUUUGUUCGUGAAACUGUGGAUGUACUUAGGAAUAAUGGUGAAAGGUUGCACUGUAAGAUUCUGGAAGUUAAAGCGCCAUUGCAUCACAAUGGAAUGACUAAUGGCCAUGCCAGCAGUAGAGAUGAAGACACUAUUGUCAUUAGUGAUAGUGAUGACUCAGAUUUGGAUACCAGUCCUGCACAAAAUGGGAAGGGAAAAGCCAUAAUUGAUUCAUCUUUGUUCAAAUACAAAGUGAAGCCUUUAAAGAAACAGCUGUAUGAAUCUGUUACAGUCAAAGCAUCUCAGAUAUGCCGGAGGAAGCAUCUUUUCUCUCGUGACAGACUUAAGCUUUUUUUGAAGCAACACUGUGAAUCUCGUGAUGGCCUUGUUAGAAUUAAGGCAAUAUCAGUUGCAAAGUUCAAGAUAGCAGAACAAAAUUUUUCCUACUUCUUUCCUGAUGAUCCACCCACUUUUACCUUCAGUCCUUCAAGCAGGCGACGAAGGAGGCCUCCAAAGAUGGUAACUGAGCAUCAGGUGGACAGAGCUGUAGAUGAACCAUUUAGUCCUAGUAACGUGAGCAGUGCAGCAAAAGAGAGAGCAAGACUCCAAAAAGAAAAAGAGGAAAUGAGGAUCACAGUUUUUGAAAAAGAAAAAAUAAAAAGAGAGAAAGCAAAUGUAGUAGAGUCCAAGAAGAGAGAAAGAGAAGAUAAGGAAAAAAGGAGGGAAGAAUUAAAGAAGAUUGUGGAAGAAGAAAGGCUAAAGAAGAAAGAAGAGAGAGAGCGACUAAAAAUAGAAAAAGAAAAGGAAAGAGAGAAGCUGCGUGAGGAAAAAAGGAAAUACCUGGAACAUCUAAAACAGUGGAGUAAGCGUAGAGAAGACAUGGAAUGUGAUGAUCUUAAGGAACUUCCAGUUCCAACCCCAGUGAAAACCAGACUACCUCCUGAGAUCUUUGGAGAUGCACUCAUGGUUUUGGAGUUCCUUCAUGCCUUUGGAGAACUGUUUGAUCUUCAAGAUGAGUUUCCUGAUGGGGUGACUUUAGAGGUAUUAGAGGAAGCUCUUGUAGGAAAUGACAGUGAAGGCCCACUAUGUGAAUUACUGUUUUUCUUCCUGACGGCCAUUUUUCAAGCAAUGACUGAAGAAGAAGAAGAAGUGGCCAAAGACCAAAUAGCUGAUGCUGAAACCAAAGAUUUAACAGAGGCUUUGGAUGAAGAUGCAGACCCCACAAAAUCUGCACUAUCUGCAGUUGCAACUUUGGCAGCUGCUUGGCCCCAGUUACACCAGGGUUGCAAUUUGAAAAACCUGGACCUUGAUAGUUGCACUCUUUCUGAGAUUCUCAGACUCCAUAUCCUAGCAUCUGGAGCAGAUGUAACAUCAGCCAAUGCCAAAUAUCGUUACCAAAAACGAGGAGGAUUUGAUGCUACUGAUGAUGCUUGUAUGGAGCUAAGGUUGAGUAAUCCUGGGUUGCUCAAGAAACUCUCCUGUACCUCAGUGUAUGAAUUAUCAGCAGGGGAGAAGAUGAAGAUUCUUCAUGCCCUUUGUGGGAAACUAUUGACUCUUGUUUCUACUCGGGACUUCAUUGAGGACUCCGUUGAUGUGUUACGACAGGCAAAACAGGAAUUCAGAGAGUUAAAAGCAGAACAGCAUCGUAAAGCAAGAGAAGCUGCAGCAGUAAGAAUCCGCAGGAGAAAAGAAGAAAAAUUAAAAGGGCAGGAACAGAAGUUGAAAGAGAAACUGGAGAAGCUGAAGGAAGAACAUAAAAAUCCUGCAAUGGAAGUAUCUGUGGGGGAGGAAGAACGGGAAGAUCUUGAUACAAGUACAGAAAGCAAGGAAGUUAAAACUAAGGAACGAGACCUAGAUAUUGCAUCAGAUGAUGAAGAUGACAUAGGACCAAACAAAAAGAGGAAAGGAGGCAGAAGAGGACAGAAUGGCUUUAAAGAUCUUGCAAGGCAAGUAGAGACUUCUGUUGAAAAGUGUGAGCCACUUACUCCAGAAGAAGAAGAAGCCUUAAAACAGGAGCGGCAAACUAAAGAACAGGAACUUAUAGAAAAGAUUCAGAAAGCCACCGCCUGUACCAAUAUCUGUCCUUUGGGUCGUGAUCGUCUGUAUCGACGCUACUGGCUUUUCCCCUCUAUUCCUGGAUUAUUUGUAGAAGAAGACUAUGCUGGUCUUACAGAAGACAUGCUCUUGCCUCGGCCAUCUUCAUUUCAAAAUAAUGUACAGUGUCAUAUUGUAGACAAAUCUCAGGCAGCCACUAACAAUGGAGAGUCUGUAAAGAUGGAAACUACCUCCAAUGAUCACCAAGAUGUGUAUACUGGUGCUCCUGUACAUGUGCCAAGACCAAUAUAUAAACCAAACCGGUGGUGCUUUUACAGUUCUCAAGAACAACUGGACGAACUCAUAGUAUCUCUCAAUUCCCGAGGACACAGGGAGAGUGCCUUAAGGGAAAAUCUUUUGCAGGAGAAGAACAGAAUAUGUGAACAACUGAACAGUUUUCCUGUGGAAAAAUUCCAUUUUUCAGAGAAAUCACAGAAUGAAAGCAAGCCACUAUCAGGCCGGGGGAAAUCGCAGAAUGCCUAUGACAUAACUCUAAUGUCUGCAGAAAAGCAACUUGAACUGAGACUCAGAGACUUUCUUUUGGACAUUGAGGACAGAAUCUACCAAGGAACGUUAGGUUCCAUUAAGGUAACAGACAGACAAGUUUGGAGAGCAGCCUUAGAAAGUGGACAGUAUGAACUGCUAAAUCAGGAAAACAAAGAAAAUGGUAUAACAAAAAAUAUCACUGGAGAUGCUGAAGAGAUGGAAACUGAUGAUCAAGAAGGUGUUAUUGUAAAAGACAGGUUGGUUGGACUCAAAUCUGAAUCUCCAAGUACUGCUUCAACUAACACAAGCACUCCACAGCCUGUGAAUAACGUAGUUCGCUACUUGGCAGCUACACUGCUUCAAAUACAGCAAGGCAUUGAACGCAAGUUCCUAAAAGCCCCACUUGAUACCUGUGAUAGUAGCCGAUCACAUAAAACAGUCUUGGACCGGUGGCGAGAAUCACUGCUAACUUCUGCUAGCCUGUCCCAAAUCUUCCUUCACCUCUCAACAUUGGAGCGAAGUGUAAUCUGGUCUAAAUCUAUCUUAAAUGCUCGCUGCAAAAUGUGCAGGAAGAAAGGAGAUGCAGAGAGCAUGGUGUUGUGUGAUAGCUGUGAUCGAGGGUAUCAUAUCUAUUGUAUCAGGCCAAAGCUCAAGGCUGUUCCUGAAGGGGACUGGUUUUGUCCAGAAUGUCGACCCAAGCAGCGUUCUAGGCGUCUCUCUUCCCGACAGAGACCUUCUGUGGAAAGUGAUGAAGAGUCUGAAGAACAGAUUGAAGAGGAGGAGGAUAAAAUGAGUGAUGAGGAAGUGAGGCAAAGUGAGGAAGAUGACUAUGUAAAUGAAGAUGAUGACUACUCUGAUUCUCAAGAUGAUGAUGAAAAAAGCUUAUCCAAAUCGAGACAACCUCAGGUAAAACUUUCGUUAAGAACAAGAGCAGCAAAACUGAAUGCUACCAAUCUGAGUCAGUGCAACCAGAAACAAAUUACCAGAAGGUACAGUUCUCGGAGUCAACAGAAUACACCUAAGCAAACUGGAUCUUCAUGUAAAGCCACUGGGAAGGGCAUACGAAAGACAAAGUCUGCUCCUCCAUCAAUAACAAAAUCAUUGGGACUAAAUAGUCGUACUACUCGUCAGAAUCGAGGUUUGCUACAAGCAGAUGCCUUUAUUGAGUUAACCAGUCCCAGAAGACGACGUAGAGGAAGGAACACCGCAGACAAUAGUCCAGACAGCAGUCCUUCCAGUUCUCUUGGCUUCAGAAUUGUUAAUACUACAAACAAUGAACUGAAAAAUCCUCCAUUUUCUACAGAAAAAUGCUCUCCCCAAAAUACUGAGCCUAAGAGGAGGGGUAGGAAGAGACAAUCUGCUGAGUGCCCUCAAAUGCCAUUAAAUAGGAGGAGUUCAGGUCGUCAGGGUGGAGUCCAUGAACUGUCUGCUUUUGAGCAGCUUGUAGUGGAACUGGUGCGUCAUGAUGACAGCUGGCCUUUCAUGAAGCUUGUGUCCAAAAUCCAGGUACCAGAUUACUAUGAUAUUAUCAAAAAGCCAAUUGCCUUAAAUAUAAUACGUGAAAAAGUAAACAAAUGUGAAUACAAGCUAGCAUCUGAGUUCAUUGAAGACAUUGAGUUGAUGUUUUCGAACUGCUUUGAGUACAACCCACGCAAUACAAGUGAAGCAAAGGCUGGAUCAAGACUUCAGGCUUUUUUCCAUGUCCAGGCUCAAAAGCUUGGACUUCCUCUUGCAUCUGGCAACAUGGACCAUGCUGCUCCAGCAGCCAAGAAAUCCCGAAUCUAGCCUCUUCCUUCUGAAGAGUUAAUUUGACAGAACCUUUAUAAGUUUCAUGGGAAAUGAAACCUUUAAAUCAUGCAACUAUCAUAUCUAUAGAAAGCAAUAACAUCUACCACACCUUAGAAGUGUGGUCUGCACUAUGUUCUCAAUUUAUUAAGCACUCAGGAGAAUGUAGGAAAGAUUAUCUUUGCUACAGUUUUGUUCGGUGUCUGAUAACUUUUAUAGAUGUGUAUUGAAUCCAGUACUGGUUUACAGUAGUUUUUGUACUUUUAAAGACCGUUUUUGUGUCCCAAAUAGCUUCCAGAAAUAUUUUUCUUUGGCAUUGUCAUAUUCUUUAGAUUUUGUAAGAGCUGUAGCAUUGUAUUGUGAGGGCUCCAACUAGGGUAAAAAUUAGCUGCACCAGUAAAAAUGUCUAGAAGUCGCUUAAGUACAUAUUUUUGACACUACACAUUAGUAAGUACAGUUUUAUAUCCUUUAAAUUACUGUGCCAGUACUGGUUGGAGAGAUUCAGUCUGACCUUACUAAGUAGAUAUUUAUUUAGCAUUCAAAUUUGUGGAUUUGUUUUGUAUUUAUAAAAUUUUUACUACGAG